GAGUCUGUGGUCUGCCAGGCCCCUCCGUCCUGCCCCGUCUCGCUGUGCCAGGCCAGCUCUGCCCCGAUGCCCGCAGUCACCGUCCCCCAGCCCCUCAUCCACCCCUGUGGCCAUACCCUGGAUGGGAGCAGCCCCGGGUGGCGGGGCCAGGCAGCGGCUGGCUCCCGGGUGGGACACGCUGCAUCCAGCCCCCAUCCCACGGCAGCUGCAGGCACGGAUAUGCAGUGGGGGGCUGCACGGCCGCUCUCCGAGAGCCUCCUGGGGGAUUAUGGCCCAGGGCAGCCUCACCCGGUGCCUCGUGGCAGGGCUGGUGGGGAAGGAUCGAACAUGGACUCAUCUUCUGACCUGGGCAUGACCAUCCCUCACCGAGCCUUGCACCACAGCCACCAGGCAAAGCCGCUCUGGCUGGGUAUCUAGGCGUGCCCAGCCAGGAGGGCAUGGGAGUUGAGCCAGGACAGCCCUCCGUCCUGCCUGGUGGCCUGGGCUCCUGCCCUGGGCACAGAGACAGCACACAACACACAGCAGAGGGGCUGAGCAUCAGUCCCAGGGCUCUGGUCUGGGGGUCUGCAUCCAGCUCCCAAGCUCGCAUACAGCCCAGGCCACAAGGGGCAGCUCCUCCUUUGGCCCCUCUGGGGAGGGUCCAAGCCUAUCCAUGCAGCCACCCCCUUCCUGUAACAAUCUCCACCAGCCCCCAGCUGCUCAGAGCCCGCACAUGGGUAGGAUCAUAGCAAAGUCAGGCAAGAUGAGUCCAUCCAGCCCCCUGCUCAAGGCAGGAUCAUCCCUGAUGGGAGGCAUCCAGGACAGAAAGGGGACCUGCAAGCAGCAGCCCAGCCCCAAAGCGUCAGGGAGCGCGGGGGUAGACUGGGUCCCUGCCAUCUUUAGCGGGCACUCAUGCUCGGGGUCUCAUCCAGAAAGCACUCCCUGCCAGCACCGGUGUAGAGCUGAUGCUAGCUCCACACCUGGGUGGAGGAGCUGGAAGCCUCCCCUCCAGGCUGCCUUUCCCUGCUCCGCUUCCCAGCUAGCUGGGGCAUCCACACUAGCUGCAGCGGUGGCAAACCCUGGCUUGCCCCCAGGAUGGAUAGAUGGAUGGAUACCUCCACCUCUCAUUGCACUAAAGGAACAGCUGCUACCUGCUCCACCCCACAGAGCAAAAGCCCUCAGCUGGGGGCCUUUAAGAGGAGCCGCUAACAAGGGAGGUUAUUUAGCUGCAGGUGGGAGCAAAAGCAGCUUUUUUUUUCCCUGGCUUGGGGGCUCCCGCCAGGCCUUGCAUCGCCCCCAUGGACUUCUUCUGCCAGAAGCGCACACGGUCGGACUCCCAGCCCAAGGCCACGCUGCCCGUGAAGAGACGCGCGUCCUGCCCGCUGACCCGCCAGGGCACCCGGGUGGACAGACGCCAGGACCGGGGCUCCUUCCUGGCCGGGCUGUUCCGGGCCAGGCCCCCCGCCGGCGCCCGCUGGUUCCCUGCACCCGGGUUGGAGCUGGGAGCCGAGGAGAGCGUCCCGCUCCUGGGGGGCAGCUCUGAAGGAGAGGAUCAGCCUGAGCACAGAAAGGCCCCUGGCACCCUGCCCUCGGUGCCUGCGGUCCAGCUCAGCGAGGGGAGCAGGCUGCAGGUGCCAGGUCCCGGGCACAAGGCCUUGCACAGCUCCCUGGACAACCUGCCCGAGGCGAUGGCUAGGUCCCUGCAGCAGACCCGCAGGAAAGAGAAGAAGGAGAAAUGGAGGGUGGACCCCCAGGGUGCGGAGAUGCCGCUCCUCUCCCAGGACUACUGGAUGAAGCAGCUCCAGGCUGUGGGGCCAAUGCCCAAGGACUGGUCUUUCCGGGUGGACGCCAGCCUGACCCUCGCCGGCCUCCUGUCCUCCUCCCUGCUCAGCGCUGCCUUCCACGCAGCCCCCCACGACUACGGCGUCUCCUGGCGGGACCUCCCCGAGGUCAAGAGCCGGCGGCUGCUGGAGAGCAUCACGCCCCGGCAGCACCAUUUGCAGGAGGCGCUGUUCGAGGUGAUCACGUCGGAGGCCACCUACCUGCGGAGCCUCGGGGUGGCCGUGAGCCACUUCCGGAGCUCGCAGCCCCUGCAAGCCGCGCUGGCCGUGACGGAGCUGCACCAGCUCUUCUCCAACCUGCCCCAGGUGAAGGGCGUCAGCGACAGGUUUCUCCUGGAGCUGGAGGAGGAGCUGGACAAGGACAUCUUCCUGGCGGGGCUGGGGGCCGUGGUUCUGAGGCACUGCCCAGCUUUCCGCAGGGUCUACAUCCCCUACGUCACCAACCAGAUGUACCAGGAGCAGCUCAUGCAGAAGCUGAUGCGGGAGAACGGGCGGUUCCUGCAAGUCCUGCGGAGGCUGGAGGGGCAGCCCGUGUGCCGCCGGCAGCCCCUCAAGUCCUUCCUGGUGCUGCCUUUCCAGAGGAUCACCCGCCUCAAGAUGCUGCUGGAGAGCAUCCUGAAGCUGGCCCCGGCGGGCUCCGAGCUGGAGGAGUCCAUCGGCGCUGCCCUGAAGGCCGUGGGGGAGAUCGUGUCCGAGUGCAACGAGAGUGUGCGGCGCAUGAAGCAGACGGAGGAGCUGGUGCUGCUGGAGAAGCAAGUGGAGUUCCUGAAGACCAAGGCCAUCCCACUCAUCAGCCGGGGGCGCUGGCUGGUCCGGGCCGGGGCGCUGACCCACAUCCUCCUGCAGGACGGCGUUGCGGGGUCUCGCCCCCGCCUGAGCAGGAAGCCCAUCCACCUGCACCUCUUCAGCGACCUGCUGCUGCUGUCCCGGCGGAGGGAGGAUGGCCGGUUUUCCGUCCAGGACUACGCCAACGCCAACCACGUCAAAGCGGAGCUCCUCGAGGCCGACCUCGCCUUCCGCCUCCGCCUCUCCCAAAACCACCGCGGGGCCGGCGCCGAGUUCCUCCUCCGGGCCGCCAGCGCGAGCGAGCGGCAGGAGUGGAUCUCGCUGAUCGCCCGGCACGCCAGCCCUGCGCCGUCGUGACCAGUCGGGCUUGCUCGGAUCUGCCCCCAUCUCAGCCUCACGGAGCUAUGCCCCGGGCAGCCAUCCAGACUGGGGUGCCUGGCUGGGGUGGGGGGCUGUCUUCCUCAUAGCCAGCCCCAGACCGGAGGGCAGGGGCACGGGGGUGUCGAGCCGGUCUCUGUAGGAGCCUUGCACACGCGGGUGGGAGCCGAGCCUGGCUGUGCGCCGGGGCCUUUGCGGGCUUCCAGGGAGGGGCUGUGCAGACGGCCCCUCGCGGCCCGGGGGCAGCCAGCACAGCACGUGGGAUGGUGGCGGGUGCUUGACGUUCCCAAUUAAUUGCUAUGAAAUGAAUUUUUCCAGCUUC
Alligator mississippiensis (American alligator) is the source of this 3306-nucleotide messenger RNA. Its product is annotated as rho guanine nucleotide exchange factor 19. The record is from RefSeq and is a predicted model, not a curated record. Bases 1278 to 2963 code for a protein of 561 amino acids. NCBI's taxonomy places the organism in Eukaryota, Metazoa, Chordata, Crocodylia, Alligatoridae. The transcript is spliced from 13 exons. Gene Ontology annotation, cellular component: nucleus; cytoplasm. Gene Ontology annotation, biological process: activation of GTPase activity. Gene Ontology annotation, molecular function: guanyl-nucleotide exchange factor activity.